AGGAAGUGCAUGGUCGCAGGAUGCAGGUGGCGAUUUGAAUGAUGUGAAACGUGAAAACUGUAGACUUUGGCAUAUGGCGUGGGUUUUAUACGCUUUAUAAGAGAGAUCUACAGCCACCAUGGCCCAGGUGCGGAUGAGAAAUGCUAAAGGGGCGAAUGCGAGUGAAAUAGAGAAGAAAAUUAAGCGCGGUAAUGCCCUGAGACAGAGCUCUGCGUGGCACAGCUCCAGACUGCUCCUGGCGCUCUUACUGGUAACUGCAUUUGUGUGUGGCGCCUCCCUGUGGCUGUACCUGGCCUCUGCAGACGGAGACAUUACAGAGACGCUGGUGAGACAUGGGGAGCUGGUGUCCCCUCAGCCCAGAGUUUACACUGUGCCCUGCUCCGAGGACUACGACCAGCACAAACGGUUCCCAGGCUGCACCCCUCAGAAGUGCGGUCGCGCGGUGACAGACGGCGUGGUGACCAGAGAAGAGGCGCAGGUACUGCGCAGGCUCGCAGAGAGAGGGCUGGCAUUGGCCGGGUCAGAGGGAGGCGCUUCCAUACUCGACCUGCACUCUGGGGCGCUGUCAAUGGGCAAGCAGUUUGUCAACAUUUACAGGUAUUUCGGGGACCAAAUCGACAAAGUGUUCACACAAGAGGAUUUCCAGCUUUACAGGGAUGUGCGCCGGAGGAUUCAGGAGACCAUCGCGCACACGUUUGCUUUGGACGUAAACGUGCUCUUCCUCACCAAGCCCACCUUCUUCUCCAGGAUCAACAGCACCGAGGCCAAGACGCAGCAUGACGAAUACUGGCACCCGCACAUCGAUAAGGUGACGUACGGCUCUUUCGACUACACGUCUUUGCUCUACCUGACCGACUACGGCAGCGAUUUCACCGGAGGCAGGUUCAUUUUCAUGGAUCAAGACGGCAACCGCACAGUGGAGCCGCGGGCAGGUCGGUUAUCCUUCUUCUCAUCCGGCUCAGAAAACCUGCACCGCGUGGAGAGGGUCACCUGGGGCACCCGCUACGCCAUCACGGUCUCCUUCACCUGUGACCCCGCCCACUCCAUCAUCGACCCCUCGCUGCCCGCCCCGUGAGGCACCCGAGGGCGACGCGCCGUCCUCCAGCUACCGUACACCGACCCUGGAACAGACACAGAUAAAUCGAUGAGGAUGUGAUUAAGAAGAAUGGACCCUCUUUUUUGCAGAGGGAUUUUUUUAUUCCCUUUUUUCCAUUUAUUGAUGAUUUUUACAAUUCUGAUUCAUAAACUGUAUUAUGUGGCACUGUGUUUAUGUUCAGAGUGUUUCAGCUGUAUGUUGGUUAGAAUAAUUUAUAUUGGUGACAAAACCGUUUUUUCCGAUACAGUGGUCCCUCAUUUAUCGCGGGCCAAAAAUAACUCGUUAUAGGCUAAAUCAGCUAAGUAUCAGCUUUAUUUUUUACAAUUAUUACAUGUUUUGCAGUUGUAAAACCCCUCAUCACACACUUUAUACUUUUCUCACACAUGCAUUAACAUUUUCUCACAUUUCUUUCUCGUUUAAACACUCUCAAAGUUCAAACCUUCGUAUUUUAUAUCCCUCUUCCUCGAUGAUCAGUUUAAAUUUGUUGUCCACGUGUCUCUGCUCCAGCAAUAUCUGCAGAUUUUCGUGCAGAGAAACACUUUUAUGUCCAAAGCGUUUCUGAAAUUUGUCGGUGCAGAACGUUUCAUCGACAUUGUGGGUUUUGUCAAGGAGAAAACUCGCAAACAUACAGCACUUCAGAGUCACACUGAUCCAACAUUUAUGUAAAAAGGUGAACCGUGAUAUAGCGAGGGACCACUGUAUACUAAAUCAACUAGAGAUGCACCAACCCAUCUUUCGCAAUUCCGAUGCCAAAUAUUGACACUUGGACUUUCUUUUCUGCCAUAACCAAAAAAUCAACCUACUGAAGUUACUUUCCUUAAAAAUUUGUGACAAUAUGUUCAUCAAAACAUCCUAACAUAUUAAAAUGUGUUACAGCUACUGCCUGUAAGUUUAUUUGUUUUCUGUUUUUUUCACCAGUAGAUGGCAGAUGUGAAACUUGUUCCCCUCUUUCCCCUCACCUGGCCUUUGGCCGUGUCUCAAUUUGCCAAAAUGGCCUUAGAAUCACCAUUGGAAGUGUGCGUCGAAGGGCAGUUACGAAAUUUCCGGCGCGACAAGGGCUGUCCCAAUUCAAUGCACCCUACUGAAUGCGCCCGACAACCCUGCCCCUCCCUUUCCACCGUUUCCAUGGAGAUCGAACGUAACCGGAGCGUGCAUCCGUGCACACUUCACGCACUUCUAUAUCCCAUCAUGCACCGCAACUACACAAAAAAAGAGAAGAAAAUGGAGUCCGCUGCGCAAUACACAUUCAAAUGUUCGUACUGGUUUACCUCAUUUACAACAGUGCGACAUGAAACUGUUAAAUCUGAAUAAAGAUAAGUACAGGCCGUGUGUUUGAUGAUUAAAAAGGAGGAGAGUUACAUGGAAUAAAGGAAUGUGCAGUUAUUGCUAGACAAUAAGAGACAUUAUUAUCAUUAGAAAUUAUUACUGCAAUAAGAAUAAUGUACGAAUGUUCGUUUCUAUUGUAAGCGUCAAAGACAAAGAGACUGAAACGUAAAGUCAGAAGGGUUUAAUGAUCCACACAGGUAAUGUGAACAAUGAAGCAACGGACUCUGAGGAAAGGACAGAAGAGAGUCCUGAGACGUGCACAAAAUCUUCAUGAGUUCCGGUACAUUCCAUAGGUCUGCACUCCCUCGUGGGCACGUGUCAUUUACCUUGGAGUUAGUAAAUCAAGAUACUAGCUUGAUGUAGCGCUGCACUGCUAGAAAAUACCUUAUAAUAAUCAGAUGAAAAGAACUCGUACGGCAUAGAAGGGAAACAGUGCCCUCUACUGUUAUUAAAGUGGUGUAGCCACUGGCCAAAAUACUGAACUAUUAAACUGCAAUAUCCCACAUUAUGUACAACUAAUCAGUGUUCUCUGGUUUAUAGACUAUGAAUGUAAAAAUUAUAUUGUUACCUCUCUGUUAUUACGUUUUCACAAGGUAUAUUUUGUUUAAGUUAGGAAGUAGCUACAAAUGAGUAAAAAAUCACCUUAAACGUUAUAUUUGCCUCUUUGAUAUUC
Periophthalmus magnuspinnatus is the source of this 3095-nucleotide messenger RNA. It is a transcript of the gene ogfod3, whose product is annotated as urotensin-2 receptor 2. Gene Ontology annotation, molecular function: iron ion binding; L-ascorbic acid binding; oxidoreductase activity, acting on paired donors, with incorporation or reduction of molecular oxygen. The transcript is spliced from 9 exons. NCBI's taxonomy places the organism in Eukaryota, Metazoa, Chordata, Actinopteri, Gobiiformes, Gobiidae. The record is from RefSeq and is a predicted model, not a curated record. The coding region runs from base 119 to 1075 and encodes 318 amino acids. Gene Ontology annotation, cellular component: membrane.